GAAAAAUUAGAAAGACGAAAAAGCGUUCCAACCCAAAUGGAGACACCUCCCCCUGGUUUUCUACAUCCAGGGUCUUCACCUAAACACACAAAUAGCCAAUUAAUUGUUGACAUUCCGCCAAUUCGAACACUUAGUCCAUCUAGGUCAAAUCCUGAAAUUAAAGAGCAUAAUUCGGGUCUUACAUUUCCAAAAAUUUACACACAACCUAGUUCAGGAACUCUUGGAUCGAAUUUAUCGGCACCGUCUUUAUUCUAUAGGUCACCAGACUCAAGGCGUGGAUCUCACACUUUAGAGCCUAUUAUGGCGAGUCCUACGUCACCGAAUUUAGGA
Racocetra persica is the source of this 330-nucleotide messenger RNA. The record is from the annotation of a GenBank genome assembly. NCBI's taxonomy places the organism in Eukaryota, Fungi, Glomeromycota, Glomeromycetes, Diversisporales, Gigasporaceae.